This is a messenger RNA of Enterobius vermicularis (human pinworm), 1119 nucleotides long. NCBI's taxonomy places the organism in Eukaryota, Metazoa, Nematoda, Chromadorea, Rhabditida, Oxyuridae. The record is from the annotation of a GenBank genome assembly.
AUGGAUGAGAUGAGAGGAAAGGCGAGGGGGAUAGGAGGUGUAGGAAAUGAAAAGAUGGAGGAGGAACGUUAUAAUUUUAUAUUGCAGAUGAAUUUCAAAAAUAUUUUGAUAGCUGUUGGCAUAAGUGUUAUUGUUGGACUGUAUCUUCAAGAUUCAAAGAAUGGAACUGUUUCACAGGGAUUUGUGGAAAAAAAAUACCAAAGAUUGAGGAAAUUAUUUGACCAAAUUUUAAAAUAUGAAAAAGAAGGAGUCACUGUUGCUGUUUAUAAAAAUAAUAAACUGAUCGCUGAUCUAUGGGGCGGUUAUGCUGACAGAGAAUCAUUGAGACUUUGGGAAAGGGAUACAUUGACCAUUGGUUUUUCGACGACAAAAGUUAUUGCAGCUUUAAUUGUUGCAAUUUUGGUUAGUCGAAAUCAGUUGAAAUAUGAGGAAAAGGUUGUUAAGUAUUGGCCCGAAUUUGGAAAACACGGUAAAGACAACGUUACCAUACAGUGGUUGGUUGAGCAUAAGGCCGGAUUGAUCAAAUUCGAUGGAGAACUAAAGCUGGAGGAUGGAAAUAAUUAUCAGCAUAUAUCACGGUUAAUUGAAGAGACAAAACCAGUUUGGCCGCCAGGAACAAAAGUGGGAUAUCAUGCAAUAACAUAUGGUUGGCUAAUAGAUCAAAUAGUGAGACGGGCAGACGUAAAAAAAAGAGGAAUUGCAGAGUUUUAUAGAGAAGAAAUACGACCAUUAGCUUCAGAUAAAGAUUAUUUUAUUGGUUUACCGCACUCAGAACUUCACCGACUUGCCCGUGUAGUACCAGCAACACGUCGCGAAUUUAUAAAAGCAGUUAUUUUAAAUCCAUUUUACACUCAGUUUUGUUUGCGCAAUCUUCUUGAAAAUUUUGGCACCAUAAAUUGCCAUGGUUUAAUGGAUAUUGCUGGAACCUAUCCUUCAUGGCUUGGUAUCAUGCAGUGGGAACUGCCAUAUAAUAAUCCGAAAGUCCAACAAAUCGAAAAUACAGCUGUAAACGGAUUUGGUACUGCCAGGGGCUUUGCUUCAGCAGUUUCAGCGAUACUUCAGGUGCCAAAUUUUGAAAGUUCUCCAAAAAAUCUUUUUCCUAAUCAUUACUGCGAUUGA